CUUCAAUUUCACAGUGGAUUUCAACCUUCCCGUAAGAACACUUGGGGCUACUCAGGUGACAACAUGAAACAUCCAAACGCACAGGGUUGAAAAACGUAUGAACAGCACAAAUGAUUUAGCAAUCCCUUGAUUUGAUCUUAAGCUGUAAGUGAUCACCAGCAAGCUGUCCAUUCCAUUAUGGCAACCUCAAGAAGUUUGGAGAACAAUGAAGAUGAGAUCACUUUUUCAUCUGAACUUCCGGAGGAGGUCAACAGCUGGAAUAAAGACCAUGUGAGAAAAUGGCUGCUCACAAUAAAAGUAGACAAAGAAGAUGCAGAGAUUUUGUAUAAGGAGAAAAUUUGUGGCAAUAGUCUUUUCCUUUUGGAAAAGUCUGAACUCACAGAAUUAGGCCUUUCAAUGAAUGCAAAAAAGCUGAUCAUUCACAACAGGGAUCUCCUGAAACAAAAGACUCCGCAGCCUAAUAACUUGGUGACUCAGUCUUGUAGCUUGAAACCAUACCCUUUCAAAAGAUUUAAUGUUGUUCAUAGAUACCAGGAAAACAUUAUUUUUGAUGCAACUGAGAGCGGAACUUUAGACUACAUACAACCAUGCCAUGAAUUUAAAGCAUGUAACAACUUUGAGAGCAUAUCAGACAUGAUGAAGAAAUACACUUAUGAAGUCAUUAGAUUUGCAGCAGCUUGCAUGAACAGCCGCACAAAUGGCACCAUUCAUUUUGGAGUGGGAGACGCACCAAACUUUGCUCAUGGACAAAUUCUGGGUAUUAGUGUCCCAAACACAGACAUUUUUGAUAGAAACCAGUCAAAUGCAAUUGUAAAACAUUUCAAACAGGAAAGGUAUGUUAUCAUAGCAAAGAGGUGUAUUAUGCCCCCCCGAAUUGUUGAAGUUCUCAAAGCUGACAUGACAUCCACAGGAAAGCGUGUUAUUGAGGUAGACAUAGAGCCAUCCUUUAUUGUCUGUGAAGAGUAUUACUUUAAUACUUAUGAAGUAGACAAAAAUGAAGAAAAGAAGCAAACCACCAAAGGUGCAGAGUGGAACGAUGGCAAGUCUUUUUUCAUAAGAGAAGGCAGCAGCAGUAAGAAUCUUCUUGCAUCCAAUUCCUCAAAGGAGUAUGACAAAUACAUUGCUGCGAUGCCACAAUUGUCUCAGUUGAGGAAAGAUGCUGAAGAAAAGCACCUCUCUGAUGUCAAAGACAGUGUGCAAGGUUCUAAACUAUGUGAGAUGAUAACAGGAGGGUCCCAAUCUUUGGAUAGGUCACACUUUGAGCGAUACCUUGUAGUCGCUAACAAGUCCCAUCCAGUUCAGUUGGAAAACCUGAAUUUCCUUCUUUACAUGAAUCUAAUGGCUGUUUUAGAUUUUGAUCCAGAGUCUGCUGAGAAUGGCUUGAAUAAGCUGUUUGAAGACAGAAUCACUAAUGUUCAUUUACCGGCUCAAUAUAAAAUCACAGGGGCAGUUGAAGACAUUGCAGACAAGUUAAAGCUGACCAAAAAUACAAGCUGGGUCUUCUGUAAUGGAGGCAUUAAGGAAGACCAACCUGCUGAUGUUGAUAACUGGUUGACCGAGAAAGGAUCCUGUGUGCGUGAUGUUGUUUCUUUCCUGUGCCGAAAAGAUGUGCUGCCCCACAAGAAAUUCCUUGUCAUAUUCCUGCUGUUAAAUCACGUGAUUGAUGGAAAAGAUCCUUUGCUUGAGACCUUCAGUAUGUUUUUACAGGAGCUAAAUGGAACACACCAAAUCUUAUGCAUCUGUGACAAUGAAAUGUCAUACACCUACUGGAAGGAUCUCAUUAAGGGUCGAUAUGGAGUUGACAUCUCUAAAAGAUGCAUUUAUGAGCUAAAUUUUGCUGAGAUCAAUGGUUCUGUGCUCAGUCUGUGGUCAGAGAAUCGCAAAUCAAGCCGCUUUCUGCCUUGCGGUGGUGGCAGUAAGGUUGUCUUAUCAAAGAAGGCAGAGGACACCUUAGAGACGUUGAGAGUUCUCUGUGUAAACCAGUGCGAUGGAGGAGAUGAGGACAAACAACAACAUGAGGAGAGAUUUUACAAGGGAGGGAAGGUGUCUUGGUGGAACUUCUACUUCUCAGAACAGCCAGGGUCAGUGCCAUUCAUCAAACGAGACAAGUUUAACUACAUUAUUAAUACCAUUAUUCCAGACAUGCGUAAUCUGAAGAGUGCUUGUGUCUGCCUCAACAUCUUCCAUCUUCCUGGAUGUGGUGGCACUACCCUAGCCAUGCAUGUUCUCUGGACACUCAAGGAUAAAUUUCGUUGUGCAGAGCUAAAGGAUAAAUCUGACAAUUUCACUGAUGUGGCCCAACAGGUGGUGCAGCUGCUAACCUACGAGACAAAUGAGCAACCAAAACUUCCUGUCUUGCUGAUGAUCGAUGAUUUUGAAGACCUUUGUGAUGUAAAAAAACUCCAACUGCAAAUUGAGGAGGAAUGUCAGAAACAAAACAUUUUUUCAAAGUCUCCCCAAGUCAUUCUUGUCAACUGCAUGAGAGUUGAAUCCCGUGAACAGAUGGAAGGAACUGACGAUGUUGUUUUCAUUGGAAACAAUUUAUCUGAGGAGGAACAGAAACUGUUUAGAGAAAAGCUAAAGGAGUUGAAGAAGACCAACACAAACACAAAGACAUUUUAUGGGUUUAUGAUUCUGAAGACAAACUUUUCAUCUGAGUAUAUUCAGCGUGUUGUGGAAAAUACCUUGAAGGGGUUCAACUUUCAACACAAAAAUGCUCAACUUUUUUCUAUUCUGGUCCUCUUGCAUGUCUACUGCAGGAAUGCAUUGCUGUCAGUCUCUACAUGUGAAGAGUUUCUUGAUCUGCCAACAAAGGCAAACACUGAGUCCUGCAAGAUCGAAGAUGGAUUUGAGAAGUUUUCCACUCUUUUGACACGAUGCCCAGCCCGUUCAAAUGUUGACUUUGAGGGUAUGACAGUGAUUCAUGCAAAAAUAGCUGAAUGCAGUAUGGCAAAACUUGCUACUACUCAUAAAGUGACAAAGGCAGAAAUCACUAACCUCCUGCUCACAACAGACCUUUUUUACGCUUACACUCUGGGGAAACAAAAAUUAAUGCAAGAUGUUCACAGUAUGUUGAUGAAGAGGUACCUCAAGGACCAGUUUUCACCUCUUAUCCAAGAUAUAAUGAAGGAGACUCCAGGUAUGGAGGAGACUGUUUUAAACAAUGCAGCAAAGUGCUACAGAAAGGAUGCCGUAAUAUUCCAGCUCCUUGCCAGGUACCAUUACAUAAAAAAACAGGACUUUACCAUGGCCAUUACCUAUGCAAAAAAGGCAAAAGCCCUUUCAGAGAACAAUUCGUAUAUAUGUGACACAGUAGCACAGAUACAGAUGCGAGAGCUCGAGUGUGCCUUUCGCAGAGACAAAGAUGAUCCCAUAAAGCCAGACAGUCUCCGGAUGUAUCUUGAAUUAGUCAAGUCUGCAACAAAAGCUUGCAAAGAAACACAACAAACUGCAGACAAAGAGGUUUUGGCUCGAUUGAAAAGAAGAAAUGAUUAUAAAACCUAUAACACUGCUGGCUUUCUCAGUGAACUUCAAGUUGCAGUUAAAGUCAUUAAGAUCCUGAAAAAGACACCACUGUUUCAUGCAGAUGAGAGCAAUCGCCUUGGUCAAGUCCUUUCUGGUCAAAUCAAUGUUCAAACUUUGGCUCAAAAGGAACCCGCACUCAAGCCAUAUUAUGAUGUAUUGCAAGAAAAUAUGAGCUAUCUUCUUACACUAAAACACACAAUGAGGCAGCAUUUUGAUGUUCUUGGCAAUUAUUUUGUCCAUUUAGAUCCCUUUUUUGCCUCAAAAGACAAACCUAAAGAAUUAAUACAGCCUAAGGUUCAACAGUGCUUUCUACAGUAUACUGAGCUCUUUUGCAAUAUCAAUUGGAGUGGUGAUAUGGUCAGAAAUCAGCACUUGAACACUGUGCUUAAAGUUGAGCUGACACGGCAAUGUCUGGAGAGAAACAAGGGGGAAUCCUAUACUGGAAUUUUAGGAUACUUGUAUGAGAAGGACUGUCCCUCAACACUUGAAGAGAUCAUCCAACAGUAUCUUUUCCUGUCACAUUCCAAUGAAGAUGGCAGAUGUGAUAGAGAUGCUGUCAACUUCAUCUACGCCAAUGUAAUUCUCGCCAACAUCAACCCUGCAUCUCGGUACAUCAUGCCCUACAAAAACCUUUGUGCAGUACUCCAUCAAAUAAUCCAACGCACCACAUCCUUCAGUGACAUCCUGCCAUUGCACUACAUUGCUGUUUCAUUGUUAUGGCAAGAGGCUUAUCCUGAAUUGCCAAGUUUUGUGUCACAAAUGAGGGCGUCAUACUCGCAAAAGCUAAAACAUGUGUCUAGUGGAAAGAGGGCAGCUGUCCAUUUUUACCUGGGGAAUGGGACCGAAUACCGUGGCUUGAUUUCACAGAGGGGUAUUAACAGUUGCUUGAAACCAAAGCAGAUGAUCUCAACUCAAUGGGAUGAUGAAAAAACAUGGGAGCAAGUGAAAGGCACAGGCAUACUCUACAGAGCUUCUGGUGAAAUACGCAACAAUUUUAUCUUGGCAGACACAUUAGUCACAAAUGUGAAGGUUAACGUAUAUCCAAUGUUCAAAAGCCUGUUACAUAAUGAACAGGGUACAAGAGUGACAUUUUUUAUUGGAUUUUCAAUGAAUGGUCCAGUUGCACUUGACAUAGACUAUGAGUCGUAAGGUACUUUACAUGUCGUAUGUAAUGGAUCUGAUUGCUAUGACAAAAUUAAAUAACAAAGCUCUUCAUUAAUUUUACGGGUUAUAUUAUUUUGGUGUACCUCUGUUAUGAUCAUGUUAUUAUGUUAUUAUCUUGUCUUACAUCAAUGAUUUCCUCCGAGUGGUGGUGGUGUAGUGGUCUAAAGCACGUAACUGGUAAUCUGGUAAUCAGAAGGUUGCUGGUUCAAUCCCCACAGCCACCACCAUUGUGUCCUUGAGCAAGGCACUUAACUCCAGGUUGCUCCGGGGGGAUUGUCCCUGUAAUAAGUGCUCUGUAAGUCGCUUUGGAUAAAAGCGUCAAAUGCAUAAAUGUAAAUGUAAAUGUAUGAUUUAAAGCAUCCCAAGAGGUGUUCAUUUGAUUCAGAUGCUCAGAGUAGACAUGCACCUGAACUCUACUCUGUAACUGCUAGAAAGAAUAACUGUAUCACCUUUGCAAGCCUUUAAGGUCAUAAAGCACUUAUAAGAAGCAAGAAAUAUACAUUCCUAUUGUUUGUCAUAUUAGCACUUGUUUAAUUUGAUUCUGAUCAGAUGAAGUCAAAGCUCUGACAUAGAAUCAACUAAGAUUAUUCAAUAAAUUCUGCUCAUUUCUUA
This is a messenger RNA of Xyrauchen texanus (razorback sucker), 5301 nucleotides long. RefSeq names its product sterile alpha motif domain-containing protein 9-like. Gene Ontology annotation, cellular component: cytoplasm. The transcript has 4 exons. Gene Ontology annotation, molecular function: protein binding. The record is from RefSeq and is a predicted model, not a curated record. Lineage: Eukaryota; Metazoa; Chordata; Actinopteri; Cypriniformes; Catostomidae. Bases 178 to 4674 code for a protein of 1498 amino acids.